AUGGGCUCUUUUAACCAGCAAAGGUCUGUCUCCAAGUUCAAAUCAGCAACUCCCUCGCCACUCCCUCUCUCUUCCUACUUCUCUUUGCCUCCUGGUCUUACACACGCCGACCUUCUUGACUCUCCUCUUCUCUUCACUUCCUCUAACAUUUUGCCAUCUCCAACGACAGGCACGUUUCCUGAGAAGUCUCUGAACUGGAAGAACAAAGUUUUGCUCACCAACCAGAAUGAAAUCAAAGCUGAAGAUGGGAAGGACCACUCUGAUUUUUCCUUCACUACCAACCAGACAUCUCCUCCUUUGUUCCUAUCUCAUUUACAGACAAGAGAUCAGCCUUUACCUCAAGUGGAUGUACCCAAAUUUGAGUCAUCGCAUACAGGUAACAAAACCUCUGAAGAUGGAUACAACUGGCGUAAAUACGGACAGAAGCAAGUCAAAGGAAGCGAAAACCCUAGGAGUUACUUCAGAUGCACUUAUCAAAAUUGCGUCACAAAGAAGAAAGUGGAGACGUCUCUUGUGAAGGGUCAUGUCACUGAGAUUGUCUAUAAAGGAAGCCACAAUCAUCCUAAACCCCACCAAUCCAUGAAAAGGUCAGCAGCAAAUGACGUUAGCUCUCAUCAGAGUAGCAGUCAUGGAGAUGGUGGUGGUGAAGAUAACGUUGAUGUCAAAAGAAGGAAGAAAGAGGAGAGUGUGAAGGAGCCAAGAGUGGUGGUUCAGACAACAAGUGAUAUUGACAUUCUUGACGAUGGUUACAGAUGGAGAAAGUAUGGUCAGAAAGUCGUGAAAGGCAAUCCAAAUCCAAGGAGCUAUUACAAGUGCACAUUCACAGGAUGUUGUGUAAGGAAGCAAGUGGAGAGAGCAUUCCAUGACGCAAAGUCAGUGAUCACCACAUACGAAGGAAAGCACAACCACCAAAUCCCCAACACAAAGAAGAUGUCACACCUCAACAACAUGACAGACUUUGUCAGCUAUUAG
Messenger RNA from Eruca vesicaria subsp. sativa (arugula), 972 nucleotides. The record is from the annotation of a GenBank genome assembly. Lineage: Eukaryota; Viridiplantae; Streptophyta; Magnoliopsida; Brassicales; Brassicaceae.